AAUACAUGCCGUUUCGGCUCGGCUUCCGACCAAACCUCCAUCUUGAAGCCGUCUGUUCUCCCCUUAAUAUUCGUCAAGAUGAUCAGGAUUUUAUUAAUUGACUCUAAGCCCUGGAUUUCUUGGGGCCGAUUUUCUGUUUUUCAAUGAAUGCGCACGUGGGGUUGUGAUAUUUUUGGAGACGACUUUCCUGAACAACUAUUUCUUUUGGGGAGUGCUUGUUAGGGAGUGCUUCUAAAGUCACAGGCGCGGAGCUUCGCUUUUUUAGACGUUUGUGUGCCAUUUAGUCGAAUUAUUCAUGUUCUAAUCAAUAGGCCACUUCCUCAGUAGGAAAUCUUUUCACUUUAAUAGCCUUCAAUUGAAUUCUGAUUUUGUUGAAUGGUUAUGUCGUACCCUGGCAGGCCACCUAUGGUCCCUGGCAUUCCAAUGCCAACCACCAUGUCCAUGCCUUAUGUGCCCAUAGGAGGCCCUCCCUCUCAUCUGAUGCAGGUUCCUGUACCAAUGCAUCAUCAGAUGCUGGCUGGAGGUCCAAUGCCUCCCAUAGGUGGACCUCCCCUACGCAGCUUCCAUCAGCCUCGCCAGCCUCAAAUGCACCAUCAAAAUUCCUCUUCAAGCGCCUCACAAAGUGGCAACAGUGGGUCUCGAUCUGAUCGAGGCUCAUAUUCUAGUAAACGUAAUGCAGAGCCUUCAGAUGGUCCUCCAGUUACAGUCUUUGUGGGUAAUAUAACUGAAAAGGCUCCAGACGCAAUGAUUCGUCAUAUUCUGGCAUCUUGUGGUGCAGUUCAAUCGUGGAAAAGAGUUCAAGCCUUUGGAUUCUGUGAGUUUGCUGGUCCUGAUUCAGCCCUUAGAGCCAUUCGUCUUCUACAUGAUAUGGAAGUUGGCAAUAAAAAACUAGUGGUAAAAGUUGAUGCUAAAACACAGACAGACCUUGACAAAUACAAAGCUGAAAAGCGGGAGAAGGGGUCCAGUGGUUCUCCACUUCAAGAUGAAGCAGCUGAUGAAGAUGAUUACCUGAGCGAAGACAUGCGCCAAAUGGACAGACAAGCAAUGGAAAGGAUAAGGACCAUCAUCCAUGAAUUUGAACCUGAUCUCAAUAAUUCCUCUCAUGGAGGUUCUAAAGAUCGAUCAAUGAAAGAUCGCGGUAAAAUUUCUCGGACACAGGAAAAAUUGUUAAAAUUAAGUAGAGAUGGAGCGGGUGAGGAUGGGGACAUUUCUCUUAACUUAGAUGAUGCUGAUAUUGAGGAGGGGAAGAGAGACCUUAUCACUAGAGAAAUAGGAAAAUUCAGAGAGACAAUGAAGCAAGAGGAAGAGAAGCUAAUGGAACAGGAUCGUAAGCGGAAGGAAUAUGAGGAGAAAAUACGGGAAAGAGAACUGGACAGAGCCCAAGAACGUGAAAAGGAGAGGGCGGAAAGAGAAAAAGAACGAGAAAAGGAACGUGAACGUGAAAGGGAGAGGGACAGAGAGCGAGACCGUAAAGAUGUGAAGGAAGACAAACGCAAUUCUGUCUCUCCCAUCAGAUCUAGAAGUAGGGAACGUUUGAUCCCUUCCCGUUCUCCACAUAGCAUUAGAGAUGGUUCCAACCGGUCCAGGUCACACUCCAGAGAGGGUACCCGUGGAACUCGGAGUCAGUCUAUUGAAAGCUCAUAUUCCAGUAAAAACAGCAAAACGAGGGAGAGGAGGCGUUCCCGUUCCAGGUCUCACGACAGGGAACGAGAGCGUGAGCGCGAGAGGGAGCGCGAGCGUGAGCGAGAAAGAGAGCGGGAACGGGAGAGGGAGCGGGAGAGAGAUCGAGAGCGCGAACGGGAGCGUGAGCGCGAAAGAGAGCGGGAGCGGGAGCGCGAGCGUGAGGUGCGGGAGAGGGAGCGUGACCGCGACCGAGAGCGAGAGCGGGAGCGUGAGGAACCAAGAAGACAAGGACAAGAGCGUGAAUACGCUCGUGCUCGUGAGGAAGAGGAUGAGGCCAAGGACAAGAAAAAGCUGGAGCGGAAGGCCAGGGAAAAGGAAGCACAAUAUCAAGAACGUCUCAGGAGUUGGGAGACAAGAGAAAGGAGAAAGAUCAAGGACCUGGAUAAGGAGCGAGAGAAAGAUAGGCUGAAAGAAGAGGAGCGAGAAAAAGAAGCUAAGAAGCUGAAGGAAUUUUUAGAGGACUAUGAUGAUGAAAGAGACGAUGUUAAAUACUACAAAGGUCGGGAACUUCAACGAAGGCUUGCUGAGCGGCAAAAAGAAAUUGAAGCUGAUACCAGGGACAGGCAGAAAGAAAAAGACGAGCUGGAAGAGUUGAAGAGCAAAAUAUAUGCAGAGGAGCAUGUGGACCCUAGUGCUGAAUUCGAGCGUUUACGGAAAGAACACGAAGACCAGUACAAGCCGAAAAUUAUAAUUGAUGUCAACUUGGAAAACUUAAAGCAGCGAGAAAAAGAAAAAGAGAGGGAGAAACAGAAAGAAGCGGAACGAGAAAUGGAAAGAGCAGCAAGGGAAAGAGAAAAGGAGCUGGAUAGACAAGAGAGGGAACAAGAGCGGGUGCGAGAUGGCACUGAACAUCCCUCAAGUGACCAUGAGCGGCGCAGAGGAAGUGACCAUUCUGAUAGCAAAUCUCAUAGUGAAGAUGGCCACCAUCACCACCAUAGACACAAGCACCACCAUCAUCACCACCACCACCAUAGACAAGGAUCAAUUGCGGCUGGACCUGCUAGUCCUACUCUCAGCUCCCCUGGUGAUGAUCACCAAUAUGAUGAUGGGCCUCCCGAAAUGGAUAUUGAUGAUGAGCCGUUCAACCCUCCAGCCAGCAAUGGAUCUAACGCUCACAAUGAUUGGACAUCUCCAGCUAAAAUGGAAUUCAAGAAGAAAGAAAAGAAGAAGAUGGGUGUCAAGGAAGCCUUUAACACAGAUGAUGACGAGGACAGCAGUCUAGGAUCAGGAAAGAAACGGAAGCUCAUUCCAUUGGAUUAUGGUGAUGAAAAGAAGAAAACCAAAGAUGACAAGAAAGAUGAAAAGGAUAAAGAAAAGGAAAAGAAGGAUGAGCAAAACAAAAUAGCUGAAGAAAAGAGGAAGCAUAUCAAAUCCCUUAUUGAAAAGAUCCCAACUGAGAAACAAGCUCUAUUUGGAUAUGAGCUUGACUGGUCCGCUGUUGAUAAUACCUUAAUGGAAAAGAGGAUAAGACCCUGGAUUAACAAGAAGAUCAUUGAGUAUAUAGGAGAACCGGAACCCACUCUAGUUGAUUUUAUUUGCUCAAAAGUUUUGGCAGGAAGUGCCCCACAAGGCAUUCUGGAUGAUGUUCAAAUGGUGCUUGAUGAGGAAGCUGAGGUAUUUGUUGUGAAAAUGUGGCGACUUCUUAUUUAUGAAAUAGAAGCAAAGAAACUGGGACUGGUUAAAUGAGAAUGGCUUCCCGGCUCUACGAGAGCCGAUCGAAAAAAUGCCAAGAAGGGAGACUCCCCUGAGUUUAUUCCGUAACUCCGAGUCAUCAAUUAAGCAUACAUCAGACAUUCUUCCUUCAGCUCUGUGACAUCAGUGACAUCUGUACAGCUCUGGAACAGACUUUGAUGUUCUGAUUCUGUACUGCAACUACAUUGAUAGCCUGGACCUCCCUGGAAAUGUUGGACAUAUUCUGUGUGACUGUGAAUUAGUCAAUGCUUUAGUGAGAAUCAAAUGAACUCUACAGGAGACAGUCUCCUGGAAUCACAGCUGGUAAAACUGCUGCAUAAUUGUAAGAGAAAAUAAAAUUUUCUACGCAUUCUCUUAUUGUUUCCCUGUGUCAGGGUACUCCUAGUACGUAAUGACUUUCUUAGCCUUCAAUGGUAUUCAUUCAUGUAUGUGAUGUAUGAUACUUAAGUGAAUAAAUUGUAUCUUGAGUAUAGAUAAA
Thrips palmi is the source of this 3853-nucleotide messenger RNA. RefSeq names its product RNA-binding protein 25-like. Gene Ontology annotation, molecular function: mRNA binding. Gene Ontology annotation, biological process: regulation of alternative mRNA splicing, via spliceosome; mRNA processing. Gene Ontology annotation, cellular component: spliceosomal complex. Bases 376 to 3369 code for a protein of 997 amino acids. The transcript is spliced from 16 exons. NCBI's taxonomy places the organism in Eukaryota, Metazoa, Arthropoda, Insecta, Thysanoptera, Thripidae. The record is from RefSeq and is a predicted model, not a curated record.